Molecule: messenger RNA, 585 nt
Organism: Vicia villosa (hairy vetch)
Lineage: Eukaryota; Viridiplantae; Streptophyta; Magnoliopsida; Fabales; Fabaceae
Product: pentatricopeptide repeat-containing protein At1g62670, mitochondrial-like
Exons: 1
Coding region: 1-585 (194 amino acids)
Molecular function (GO): protein binding
Source: RefSeq, a predicted model, not a curated record
AUGGUGGAUGAAGCCAUGAAUCUAUUUGGACAAAUGCAUUGUAGAAACAUUAUUCCUAAUGUGGUAACUUACAGUUCUCUUGUUGAUGGUUUGAGCAAAUCAGGAAGAAUCUCAUAUGCUUUAAAGCUUGUCGAUGAGAUGCAUGUUAGGGGUCAACCUCCUAAUAUAAUUACUUACAAUUCAUUAUUUGAUGCUUUAUGCAAAAAUCAUCUUGUUGAAGAGAUUGCAUUGUUAAGAAAAGUUAAAGACCAGGGUAUUCAACCCAAUUUGUGUACAUAUAAUAUUCUUAUUAAGGGAUUGUGGCAAAGUGGAAGGCUUAAGGAUGAGGGUUUUCAGAAUCUUUUAAUUAAAGGCUAUAAUUUAGAUGUCUAUACUUAUACCGUUAUGAUCCAAGGGUUGUGUGACAAGGGUUUGUUAGAUGAAGUGUUGGCAUUGCUGUCAAAAAUGAAAGACGGUUUCUGCGUUCCUAAUGUUGUAACUUACAAUAUAAUCGUUUGUUCUCUGUUUAAUAAAGGUGAAAAUGAAAAGACAGAGAAACUUCUUCGUGAAAUGACUGCGAGAGGUCUACUGGAAGAUGGGAACUAG